UCCCCUAGUCUGGCGGCCAUAGCUUCAUUAAUUUGAUUUCAGUCAGGCUAAGAAGACCGACUCUAGACGAACAUUAGCCCGAACUAAAAUAUUACCUUAUCAUAAAUGGCAAAUUAUCAUGUCGGUUUGGAUUCGGUUUGAUUGGUGACCGAUCAAACUGGAGUCUUAAAAACGAACUUCACAUUGCCUGCCUUGUUAUGCGUGUGGAUUGGUUUAUUAUAGCGGUUGCUGAGUAACAUCUGACCCUGACAUUAUAUUAUCGUUCUUAACUACGAUUUAGCUUCCAUCUACCGGUACGUUUGAAUCACUCGAAACUAACUCAACUACUUACUGAACCUGAUGCGUUAUACACCAUACUAUCGACCUUCAAGCUUUUCGAAUCGGUGUAUCUUUUCCUAGGGAACUUUUUUCUCUUCAUCAGGUCUCACUUUUGCUUCAUGAGCGUCAUUGGUGCUUAUGGAUGUUCUAAUAUUGGAUCUAAUAUUUUUCCACCCUUAUCGUUCAUUUCUGACAGUUGGAAAUGGUGUGUGCCUCAGGAAUGCAUCACAUUUGAACAUCGCCGUGAGGCAGCUCAUAUAAUUUGAUUUGGAUAGAGAACCGCACAUCUUCACCAAGUGUUCACUUCAGAUUUCACUCAUUACAAGAAAAUAAGUUCAGCGUGUUCUCAAAGGCCACUCGACGCGGGUGUUGGUAUUGUUCAAAAUCUCACGAUGGAUCUUCGUUAUAUAAUGUUGGUCAAGGAAACACGCACGUACCUCAACACGCCUAUAACUGUACUUUAACACCACGUUUAUAUUACAUCCACCCUUUAGGAGUAAUCGGGGUUUUUCUUACCUUGAACAUUUUCAGCUUGUUGCUUUCUUUCUAUAUAUGAUAUACAUUAUUGUGACAAAAUUACUUCAUGAUGAAUCGUUAUAACCUGACAAAAGAAUUCCUAAAGUAAUGUUAUCCCAUAACUGAUAAUAAUAUACACAGAAGUGUAUCUCUUUACGAUUUACCCUACUCUCUACAAGGAUCAGUUGUUUCUGGACGUUCAAAGGACGUUGCUGUAGACUCUGGAAUUGCCACAUGCCCAAAUUGCAUAUCCGACAAUGAUGGAUUCUUACAAUCUUACCACAGAUAUACCUGAAGUACAACAGGAUAUAUCCUAUGUUCGCUAUGUGUUGGUCGGUGUCUUCUUUCUGCCGUGUGCCAUUGUAAUUUUUGUCGGAAACACUUUUGUCCUGUUGGCGUACAAGAGGGACAAACGGAUCCGGAAAAAUACAACCAACGCCUAUAUUCUCAACCUUGCUGUGGCCGACCUUCUUGUGAGUGUUGUCAUGGCCAUUUAUGUUCCAUUAUAUUUUACAGGCACUUGGAAGUUUGGCGGUGCAUUUUGUGUCGUCUUGUGUGUACUGGACUACACAGCGACGGACAUGUCUGUAAUGACGAUCAUCGCCAUCAGCGUCGACAGGUACGUUAUGGUGCAAAAUUCCCUACGACACCGAUCGAGACAAUCACACAAGAAGGUAGCCAUCAUUUGCAGUAUCAUCUGGAUAACCUGUCUAGCUACCCAUUCGACUCUAGCCUUCACCUACUCCUCAAGGACAGGAUUCCUGCAUGAUGAGGACAGAAUUGCCGCAUGUGAUCUCGGAUAUGGAAAGAAUCUCGUUGUUCUUGUUAUGACGUUCUUGGUGGAGUUCCUGGUACCUGCUUUAUGUGUCUUCGCCCUGAAUCUCACAGUGUAUUUUCGUUUGAAGAGACGUACCAUCAUACUCCAAACCAGGCAAGGUCGAUGCCACCUAUCAUCAGCAGUUCCUCUUGAUUAUAGAGCGUCCCCGACAACCUCUUUGGAAAACGAUGACAUGCGGAUUCAUAGAAGCGCUUCAGGUUCUCAACACCAAAAAGCGGCAAGGUUCUUGGCAUUGCUCCUGUGUGUCUUUAUACUAUGCUGGUUGCCCUACUAUAUCAACGAAUGCUAUGCAUUUUUCUAUUCCUCAAGCGUCCAUACGGAAGCGCUUACCGACCUAGUGUCAUACAUUAUGGCAUACAUUAUGUGGAUAAAUUCUGCAAUAAAUCCAAUCCUGUACGCUUUCACCAACGUCUUCUUCAAGGAGAAUUUCAAGCGGUUCUUAAGAUGCAAGUGAAGACCCCUUUGAAGACAGGAAAGAUUGAUGAAAGAAGACUCUCUGUUCAGACAAAGAUACAGAGAGCAUUGGUUUCUCCAUUAUAAAAGUAUUAACUUACACUUUACUUUGUCUAAGAGUGUAAUUUUUGUAUAUACAUUGUUUUUAUUGUACAGGGAUAGCAGUUUAUAAACUGAGGAGACAACCUGGCUGAAAUAGAACUGUAAAUAAAUGAAUUAAUAAAUAUCUAUUACAUUAAAAAGAUAAUGGUAUUGGUUCUUACGAAAUCGAAAAAUAACGACGAAUACACACGUACUACAUAUUUUCGUCCAAUUUAGGAUCUCUGUUCAUUCUUGCGAGUAAUUCUAAAUGCUUACCGUCAUAAACUUAAUUAUUCACCGCUGUUCUCCGAAUACUAAAUUAUUCCAUAUUGAUCAUUGAUUGGUUUACGAGUUAACGGACGGAUGAGGGGCAAUCGUUUUCGUAGGUUUAUAUUUCCGGGAAUGUUUACU
Messenger RNA from Strongylocentrotus purpuratus (purple sea urchin), 2617 nucleotides. Its product is annotated as D(2) dopamine receptor-like. Gene Ontology annotation, molecular function: G protein-coupled receptor activity. The transcript has a single exon. Lineage: Eukaryota; Metazoa; Echinodermata; Echinoidea; Camarodonta; Strongylocentrotidae. Bases 1092 to 2126 code for a protein of 344 amino acids. Gene Ontology annotation, cellular component: membrane. The record is from RefSeq and is a predicted model, not a curated record. Gene Ontology annotation, biological process: adenylate cyclase-activating adrenergic receptor signaling pathway.